Molecule: messenger RNA, 795 nt
Organism: Pestalotiopsis fici W106-1
Lineage: Eukaryota; Fungi; Ascomycota; Sordariomycetes; Amphisphaeriales; Sporocadaceae
Exons: 4
Coding region: 1-795 (264 amino acids)
Biological process (GO): mycotoxin biosynthetic process
Source: RefSeq, a predicted model, not a curated record
AUGGAGCCACGCGACAAGACAUAUGAGACGGUGUCGACAAUGGAGGACAGAGAAGAAUUACUAUCCAACACCGAGGUGGAGGACUCGCUCAUGGGUGACGAGGAGAAGCAACAAUGGCGGAACACAUCAUCAUCUCACAAGUUACUGGGACACGACCUACGGCGGAAGAGAGACGCAAUGCGUUCAAAUCGAUGGCUCAUUGGAACCUUAUUACAAGUCAUCAUCAUUGCCCUGUUGACGCUUAUACUCUACCGGCAACAACAGAAUGUGCGGCCGCCCUCAGAGACGCCGCAAGUGGGAGGUGAUGUCAAGGGAAAGGGACCGACGUUGGACACGAUGAUCGUGAAAUUCGACGCGGAUGCCAGCUUCGUGCCAUGGAACACGACAGAACUCAUGAGCGAUGGGGUUUUGGAACAGUGGAAGACAAUGUUUCCUAGCGGUACUGGCUGGGGCACCGACCGGACCACCUUUUCCACCACGACCAUGACGCACCAGCUGCACUGCCUGUUCAUGAUGACGCACAUCUACGCCGGCCUGGCCACCAACAACACGGCGUCGCUGCCGCACGACUACAACAGCCACUACCUGCACUGCAUCGACUACCUCCGCCAGGGCGUCAUGUGCGCCGCCGACCUGGCCACGGAGCCGCACAAGCCCACCGACUCGGACGACAAUGGGCCCGGCGACGGCAGCUGGGGCGGGCUCCACGUCUGCAAGGACUAUGGUCAGGUCACCGAGUAUCUCGAGCGAGAGAUCAAGGAUGGAAACCGAGUCGUCUUGCCUGUUGAUGAUUGA